Messenger RNA from Rotaria sp. Silwood1, 426 nucleotides. Lineage: Eukaryota; Metazoa; Rotifera; Eurotatoria; Philodinida; Philodinidae. The record is from the annotation of a GenBank genome assembly.
AUGUUCUCUUUUUUUUCAGCACGUAGUAAUCGGCCUUUCACAUCGACAUCAUCGUCAUCAUCAUCAACAAUAACAUUAAAGGAUAAAAUUUGGGCAUGGAUCGGACUAGCCAGAGGAAUUAUUAUCUUAUGGAUUGGUGGAGCAAGUUCAUCUUUAUAUGCAAAUUUGUAUGAAGAUGUAGUCAAAUUGGUUAUGCCUGGUUCAUCUGAUAAUCAACCAAGCCCACGGCUUUUAUUCGAUCGCGCUCUUAUGUUAUUGCUUAUAUCCAUUACUUAUAUUUUAUCUAUUACAUUUUGCACAUCUAUAUUCAUCAAAAAGAUGUGGAUAAAAAUAGUUACCUGGUUCAAAACAAUCGAAAUUGAAGAAUUAACUAGAUAUCCUUUAACACCAAUACAAUUUAAUCCUCAUGUUACAACAACAUCCUAA